AUGACUCCUCAAUCGAUUGCCCGGCGGAUCUCAAGAAAGCUAGACUUUGCCAUCAGAGGAUUAUCCAAGACGUCAGUUGUAUAUAAAUCUCUCAACCUUGCGAACUGCGAGAUCCGACUACUACAUAUUGCGCCUGGUCUCAAACACAGUACGAUCGAAGUCAGCACCUCUAUCAGCGUAUUGCCGCAUCCCUACAUCCCAAGCCCAUACCCUCGUGCAGACGAUGAGUCUGAGCUUACCAACGGCAUUUGUGACCCUUACGAAGCUCUAUCGUACGAAUGGGGCAACCCUGAGGCUCCAAGACACACCAUAUUCCUCGACGGCCAAAAUUUCAAAGUCCGCGACAACCUGUUCCAGGCCUUGGUCUGUUUCCGAGAUAUGGGUGUCACAGGAGCCUUGUGGAUAGAUGCGAUCUGUAUCAAUCAAGCAGACCACCGAGAAAGAGGCCAUCAAGUUCAGAUGAUGGGCUUAAUAUAUACACAUGCCCUGAGAGUUCGCGUCUGGUUGGGUGCGGAUUUUCCAGAAUUUUCGGAUUCAGUCCAGUUCGUCUCUAGACUCGUGCAUCUUGGAGAGCUCGGCCCGGGAGCUAGAACCGUAACCAAGGUCACCAACAGGGAAUUCAAUAAGGAUGGGAAGGAAAAUAGUUCUUGUGGAGAAAGGCCGCUCUCGAAUUACGCCGACCAUAGAGCUUCCAUCGUGGCUGCGGAAGAAGGGUGGAGAGCGCUCAUUGCUUUGCUGAACCACAGCUAUUGGCACAGAAUCUGGAUCAUUCAAGAGUAUCUCCUUGCCAGAGAACUCAUUAUACACUGCAGCCGGAGCAGCAUGCGACACCAGGACCUCAAGACCGCGAUCGGCGUAUGCUUUUCCUCUUUGUGUAUGUCAGAUGCGAACACAGAGAUGCCGAUAAUGCAAAGCCCCGGAUUCAAGAUCCUCGACAUGUGCGAGUCCCACGACCCACUAAGCCAGCGGGUUUUCAAACUUCCGAUACCAACUCUAUCGCUUCUGGAGCUUCUGAAGAUGACGGAGGAGUCUGCAUGCCACGAUCCGCACGACAGAAUAUAUGCCAUAAUGGGACUAGCAGAGGACCUUCAACAUGCUGUGGUUCGGAUUGACUAUGAUGCUCCCCUCGAAGCAGUCAAAGCAGGCGUCAUCUCAGCUCUGAAGCAUACAAGCGUGAUUCAAUUGUACAUCUGCCUAGUCUGCCACCUCUUGGAUGUAAUCCUCGCGGAAGAGAUUUUUGGAGAAGAUGACCCAGCUGAUGUGAUGUUUGACCACCGGGGUUAUCUUUCAAUCAGCUUAAACCAAUCUACAAAACUACGAAAAAGUGCGAUGAGAGAAAACUUCUCCAAUCACCACCGUCCCAAUCAUCCCGUCUCAUCACCGCACGAUACCGGCCCCACCGCCCCCAACGCUCCCAACACGCUCAACAAACCUCGCCGCCAUGCACUCCUACAAUGCAGGGCCACUCUAGCCGCCGCUCAACCGAAUGCAAACAUGUGGGUCCCCGAUCCUCCUCCUGCCGUAAUCAGCAGAUGA
This is a messenger RNA of Parastagonospora nodorum SN15, 1536 nucleotides long. RefSeq lists its product as hypothetical. The transcript is spliced from 2 exons. The record is from RefSeq and is a predicted model, not a curated record. Lineage: Eukaryota; Fungi; Ascomycota; Dothideomycetes; Pleosporales; Phaeosphaeriaceae. Bases 1 to 1536 code for a protein of 511 amino acids.